UGGGUUCAGAUAUUGCAACUGGAAUGCUCAGAUUACUCCGAAGAUAACGUCAAACCUUCAAGCCAUAAAUUUCUUUGCAUCUUUUUUAUUUCAUUUUAUUUUCCGGCAUUGGUUCUUUUGUCUUUGGUUCUGUUCUCCGAGAAUAUGUUGUUUGCAUUUGAACCGUGUGAUACUUGUUUGUAACAGAAACAGCACAAGGCAAUAGUAGCAUGGAUAUUCACUCCGUUUUCCGCUCUAUGCAAAUUUCAUUGUCAUACAAUCACGGUAACCCUCUUCUACGCAUCCCUCGUGCAAUUGUUACCCAAUGUAGUAAAAAAUCCAACUUUCUUAAGUUCCCCAAUCGCUGGGUUCGAAACAAGGGUGUUAAAGAAGUGGGUUCAGAAUUUGAUAACAAAAGCAAAAGCAAAACAAUGCUUUUUAAGAGUCCUGAUAUUGGGGAAAAUGAAGAACUCUCCAGUAAUUUGUGCAGCCAAUUUAUCUGUGAAUGUUGCAAAGAAGGAGACUUGGACAGAGCUAUGUCUCUUCUAUCUCAAAUGGAAGCUAAGGGGUUUCACCUCAGUUCCACUGCUUAUGCUUGUCUUAUUGAAGCCCUUGGAAAUGUUGGAAGGACUUCAGAGGCUGAUAUGUUGUUCAAGGAAAUGAUUUGUGAUGGCUAUAAACCCAAACUGAAUUUUUACAACAGUUUGCUUAGAGGGUUUUUGAAGAAAGGUCUGUUAGGACUUGCAAAUGGGGUCUUGAAGGAAAUGGAUUACUCAGGCAUAUGGAGGAGUAAAGAGACAUAUCAGAUCUUUCUGGAUUACUAUGUUGGUGCUGGAAGGUUGGAAGAUACUUGGUCAACAAUCAAUGUGAUGAAGCAAAAGGGGUUUCCACUUAACUCAUUUGUGUAUAGCAAGGUUGUUGGGAUUUAUAGGGACAAUGGGAUGUGGAAGAAAGCAAUAGAGGUUUUGGAAGAGAUUAGGGAGAGGGGGAUUUCUUUAGACAUUCAUAUUUGUAACAGUAUUAUUGAUACCUUUGGCAAAUAUGGCGAAUUAGACGAGGCGUUGAAAUUGUUUAAGAAAAUGCAAAAAGAAGGUGUGAGGCCAAACAUAGUGACAUGGAAUUCACUCAUUAAGUGGCACUGCAAAGAAGGUGAUUUCAUGAAAUCCUUUCAUUUGUUUACUGAUAUGCAAGAGCAAGGAUUAUAUCCAGACCCUAAGAUCUUUGUCACCAUCAUUAGCUGCAUGGGGGAGCAGGGAAAGUGGGGCAUAAUAAAGAAAUAUUUUGAAAGCAUGAAAAUCAGGGGAAACAAAGAAUAUGGGGCUGUUUAUGCUGUUUUGGUUGAUAUAUAUGGACAAUAUGGGAAAUUUCAGAAUGCCAGGGAGUGUGUACAAGCACUAAAGUCCGAAGGUGUGCUAGUUUCACCGAGCAUUUUUUGUGUGUUAGCAAAUGCUUAUGCUCAGCAGGGCUUGUGUGAGCAGGUCAUUAUGGUGCUGCAGAUUAUGGAAGCAGAGGGAAUUGAACCAAACAUUGUCAUGCUCAAUAUGUUAAUCAAUGCAUUUGGUAAUGCUGGAAGAUAUAUGGAAGCAAUGUCUGUUUAUCAUCAUAUAAAAGAAAGUGGUGUUAGCCCUGAUGUGGUCACCUACACUACACUUAUGAAGGCAUUUAUAAGGGCCAAAAAGUUCGAUGAGGUUCCCAUUAUUUACAAGGAAAUGGAGAAUGAUGGAUGCACUCCUGAUAGAAAAGCUAGACAGAUGUUACAAGUUGCUUUAAUGGUGCUUGAACGAAUGAACUCAUUACAAAUAUAUUAACGGGGACUGUGGUAGCUGAUCACUGGUUAUCGAUCAUCUAAAAAUUGAUCAACUAUUGAUAAACCCAUGGUGAGCUUUAUACUGUUUAUAUUAUUGGAUUUGAUGAUAUAUACUGGUUUGCUGGAGAGCAGUUUGAAGAAAGGAAAUUGAGGUUUUCUACAAUGUCCUCCCUUUCCAAUGAAAAUAAGGAUCCUUGUGUCUGCAGUUUUGGAAGGGCAGCAGUUCAUGUUGAUGUCAUCUCUAGAAGCUUAAGGAGGUGAAUCUCCAUCAUGGGUGUGGCAGUCUCCUUAAAGGGUGAAAGCUGCUUAAAUGAAACAAGGAUUGAGAAGGAUGUUUUGGGGGUUUGUAAAUAGGUGCUUAUUCUAUCCAUUUAUGAUUCUAAGAUGGUUUUUCAGCUCAUUGAUCAUGAUGAAUUGAUAAUAAAGAGUAGAAUGUUAUUGGCUGCAAAAGAUGCAAUGAUGUGCCAACUUUCGAUUGAAUAUGGGAUACUCAGACAAAUUGGUUUGACAAUUUCAAGAGCAAGAAAGUCAAGUUAGCUCAGGAUACCCCCAGAGAUAUUGAUCGUCGUAUUCAUCAAGGAAUCCGUUUUUGCUUUGCUAUCCAAGGAAUCUGUUGGCCCUAUAAAUGUGUGUAAGUAAAAAUUAGGAACGUUAAAAAAAUUCAGGAAUUUGCCCUUUUUUUAUCAGGGUGUUUCUCAGCAGAAAGCUAAGGACUAGAGUGAGUCAGGGAUCGAACAUGAUUACGUGUUUAAGAAAUAAAAUUAUCUAUCAAUCAUAUUAUAUUUUGUUGGUAAGAAUAUGUCUUUUAAUUGUAUAUAGUUAGGAUUAGGAUCCCUAAUAUACCAGGAUAGAAAAUAGGAAUCAGAAUAAUUCUGUAAUUCUUAGUUGUAAAUGGGAAAUCUUUCCAUAAAGAAUUUUGUACUAUUUUAUCGAGAUGAA
This is a messenger RNA of Glycine soja, 2725 nucleotides long. RefSeq names its product pentatricopeptide repeat-containing protein At5g42310, chloroplastic-like. NCBI's taxonomy places the organism in Eukaryota, Viridiplantae, Streptophyta, Magnoliopsida, Fabales, Fabaceae. The coding region runs from base 210 to 1787 and encodes 525 amino acids. The record is from RefSeq and is a predicted model, not a curated record. The transcript is spliced from 4 exons. Gene Ontology annotation, molecular function: protein binding.